Molecule: messenger RNA, 923 nt
Organism: Megalops cyprinoides (Indo-Pacific tarpon)
Lineage: Eukaryota; Metazoa; Chordata; Actinopteri; Elopiformes; Megalopidae
Gene: msrab
Product: mitochondrial peptide methionine sulfoxide reductase
Exons: 6
Coding region: 46-789 (247 amino acids)
Biological process (GO): cellular response to oxidative stress
Cellular component (GO): cytoplasm
Molecular function (GO): peptide-methionine (S)-S-oxide reductase activity
Source: RefSeq, a predicted model, not a curated record
GCUGUCGCACACACUUCUCCCCGUUUGAAACGGGAAGGAGCUUCAAUGGAGUCGACUCAAAAGCAGCCAUGUUGGCUCUCGUUUGUUCUGAUUCGGGUAUUGGUUGCGGUGCACUUCGUUCCCUCCGUGUCUCCCGCCAGUGACAUGUCAGGCGAGUUACCCACCAAAGAACGGGCACUGAAAGGCAGAGAAGAGAAAAUGUUCGUGGCAGAGAAGCACGCUGUGAAUGGUAACCCUGUGGUGGAGCCUUUCCCUGAAGGCACCGAGUUGGUCAUGUUUGGGAUGGGCUGUUUUUGGGGUGCAGAGAAACGUCUCUGGCAGAUACGGGGUGUGUUUUCCACCCAGGUGGGCUACUCUGGAGGUGUCACCCCUAAUCCCAACUACCAGGAAGUGUGUACAGGUCUGACAGGGCAUGCAGAGGUUGUGAGGGUGGUCUUCUUUCCACAGGAAGCGAGUUUUGAGAAACUUCUCAAGGUUUUCUGGCAGAGCCACAACCCUACUGAAGGAAUGAAGCAGGGAAACGACCACGGUACCCAGUACCGCUCAGCCAUCUACACCUACACCCCGCAACAGCUGCACCUGGCCAUGAAGACCAAGGAGGCCUACCAGAAGGUGCUGAUGGAGAAGGGCUACGGUCCCAUCACCACGGAGAUUCGGGAGGCGGGGGAGUUCUAUUACGCUGAGGACUACCAUCAGCAGUACCUGCACAAGGUCCCCAAAGGUUACUGCGGCCUGAGGGGCACGGGGGUCAGCUGUCCCAUGGGUGUUGAGGAGAAGGACGAGCUGUGAGGACGAGGAGCAGCCAGACGCGAGAGCGGGCUGCAGAAGGUGAUGUCACUCCCUGGAUCCACAGUAAGACUGUGAUUAGUUCUCUUAACUCAGGACCUCUACCUUGCACGGUAGACUAAUUAUAUUUACAUUUA